Meloidogyne enterolobii is the source of this 639-nucleotide messenger RNA. The record is from the annotation of a GenBank genome assembly. Lineage: Eukaryota; Metazoa; Nematoda; Chromadorea; Rhabditida; Meloidogynidae.
UCUAAAAAUAUGGGUAUUUCUCAAGACAAUUGGCAUAAACGACGCAAAACUGGAGGAAAGCGUAAUCCAAUUCAUAAGAAGCGUAAACACGAAUUGGGACGUCCUAGUGCGAAUACAAAGAUUGGACCUAAACGUAUUCAUCUUGUUCGCUGCCGUGGAGGAAACAUAAAACAUCGUGCUUUGCGUCUUGAUACGGGAAACUUUGCUUGGGCAUCUGAAGGUUGUACUAGAAAGACUCGUAUAAUCGACACUGUCUACAACGCUUCAAAUAACGAAUUGGUUCGAACCAAAACUCUGGUUAAAGGUUCAAUUAUUACCAUUGAUGCUGUGCCUUUUCGUCAAUGGUAUGAGGCUCAUUAUGCUUUGCCUUUGGCACGCAAAAAGGGUCAAAAAUUGACGGAGGAGGAAGAACAAAGAAUUUCUGGGCAUAAAAGAUCGAAGAAGACUUUGAAGAAAUAUUCGGAUCGUCAGAAGACUGCUGCUGUUGAACCUCAUGUUUUGGAACAAUUUCAAGCUGGACGUCUUUUGGCUCGUAUAAGUUCUCGUCCUGGACAAAGUGGACGUUGUGAUGGUUAUAUUUUGGAAGGAAAAGAAUUGGAGUUUUAUAUGAAGAAGAUCCGUGCAAAGAAAACCAAAUAA